This is a messenger RNA of Erigeron canadensis, 836 nucleotides long. RefSeq lists its product as uncharacterized. The record is from RefSeq and is a predicted model, not a curated record. The coding region runs from base 101 to 457 and encodes 118 amino acids. The transcript is spliced from 3 exons. Lineage: Eukaryota; Viridiplantae; Streptophyta; Magnoliopsida; Asterales; Asteraceae.
UCCGCCGGGCGCAGUCGGCACUUAUUUUCCCUCCAAAGAAGUCUUUUUUGCUUAUCUUUUGGCGCCAACAAGUGACCGGUUCUCAUUCUUGAGAAGUGCAAUGGAUGAUGACAUAUACUCUAUGGUGAGAUCUCCACAUUUAGCUGCAAUUCACGUUGUUUGUGUAGCGGCGGCUCUCAUUGCACAUCGUAGGUUUCGCAAUAGGAACCAGGUAUCUGGUCGAGCGGAUAUGUUGUAUCGACACAAAGUACGGGGAAAGUUGUUGCAUAACCUCUCAACAAGUGGAAAAUGUCGUAAACGAAAAGAGGAAAGGUUGAAAAAAGAUAAUGCAUGCACAUCUAUCAUUAGGAGUGCCACUAAUAAUGUUGCUAAUGCGCUAGAUAGAAAUACUAAGGCAAUGGAAAGUACCCAUCCACAUGUCUACUCAGAGGUGGAAAUUUUCAAAGAACUCGAGUAAAUGUGUCUUGGACCUGAUGACAUAGCAAAUGCAUAUUUAUUUCUUGUGGAGCAUCCAGAAAAAGCACGCGCAUUCUUUGGUUGUCCUCCCCCAAUGCGUAUGACUAUCCUUGAAAAAAUGAUGCAUACACGUGAAUGAAGAACCUUUAUUACGUUUUGAGUAUGUCUUUCUGUUUGUUGCUCUUUUGUGUGCUUUAAAAUAGUAGAUAUUUUGUUGUGGCUUUCUUGGGUGCAUCAAGUGGAUGGUUUAGAGUUUAGACGGAUCAGUGGAUUUUUUUUGAUGGUCAUUUCGUGCUAAUCUUCUGGUUUUAGUUUAAUGUUUUAGAUUAACGAUGCUAUCAGUUGUUAUUUUGAAUGUGAACAGUCUUUUUUUGGCUCAA